AUGAAGAGGGAUGUUAGUUGGAGAGGUAUACAUUACAGAAAGCGUCUGCUUGGAUUAACAUUGUUUUGGACCUUAUUGAAUGCAAAACUUCUGGGAUUGGAAUUACAUUUUUGGAUCAUUAGCAAGUUAAGGCAGAUUAGAGAAAUGAGGAAACAAACUCCAGGCUUGGUAUAAAAGUGCCGUGAAAUGACCCGCUGACACAGAAAAAGAAGAUUCUGUGAAUCCUGUAUAUACUUCAGUUCAGUUGGUCACAGUAAGGCAGAUGCUGUAUAGCAGAUAUGAAGUGUUGGAGGAUUCCUGUCAUAAUUACUGUCCUACAGCAAACAUGGAUUCUGGCCAUGGAGAUUCCUCCUGAUGUCAGACAGCCGCCAAUGAUCUAUAAAGAGAGUGUUCAAGACUACAUAGUAGAUCCGGUUGACCCAAUCAUAGUGGAGUGUGAAGCAACAGGGAAUCCACCUCCAGUCUUCACAUGGACGCGUAAUGGAGUUUACCUGAACGUGGCACGGGAUCCUCAGGUCAGCAUGAGGUGGCGUUCGGGCACAUUAGAGAUUUUCUUCUGGGGACGUCCUGACGAUUAUGAGGGCAUCUAUCAGUGCACGGCCACCAAUGAGUUUGGCACUGCUCUCUCCAGUUACAUCAAUCUGCGUGUCUCCAAGGCCCGAACAUGGUUGAAGGAGUAUCUGGAGCCAGUCACAGUAGUAGUUGGACUUCCUCUCAUCCUUCCCUGCAAUCCACCUGAAGGCCCUCCUAAACCAGACACUUACUGGCUGAACAGUACAAUGUCGCCAAUUCGUCAGGAUCGUCGAGUGUCAAAGUCAGAGAACGGAGAUCUGUACUUCUCCAGUAUCGUAGCAGACGACGCUCUUACCAACUAUGUCUGUGUGGCCCGUUUUCCCUUCACCAACACCAUCCAGCAGAAACCACCCCUCAUCCUGCAGGUGCUCACAGCUCGCAUGGCAGCACACACGGCACCCAAGUUUCUGAAACCCAAAGGAACUGCCAGCACAAGGAUUGCGAUGCUGGGAGAGGAGCUUAUUCUGGAGUGUUUUGCUGCAGGAGUUCCAACUCCCUCCAUCAAAUGGACUAAAGAUUAUGAAGAGAUGACUAUGACAGGGAAGAAGCUGGAGAAUUUUAAUAAGACGCUUAGAAUAAAGAAGAUCGCAAUGGAUGAUGGAGGAGACUAUAUCUGCACCGCUUCUAACAGGAUGGGCAGCCUGGACCACAUCAUCACUGUCAGGGUCAAAUCGGUUCCGUUCUGGCUGGAGAAGCCUGAGAGUCUGGUUCUGUCUCGGGAUGACGGUGGUAGUAUGGUGUGUAGAGCUGAUGGGAUUCCUCGACCACAGAUACAAUGGCUGGUUAAUGGAGAGCCAAUCAGUGAUGCUCCUAGGAGUCCAGGCAGACAGGUUUCUGGAGACACUUUGACUUUCAGGGGUGUGGUUCCAGACAGUGCUGCUGUUUUCCAGUGCAACGCUUCAAACCCAUACGGAUAUAUCAUGACUAAUGCUUUCUUGGCUGUAAUGGACAUGAAGCCUCGUCUGCUUGGUCCGAGAGAUGAACUGUUUAAAACAACAGAAGGCAAUCUCACUCUUCUAGACUGCCCAUAUUUUGGCUCUCCUAAACCUGUUCUACGGUGGUCAAAAGGUGGAGUUGGUACAUUAGAAGGAGGCCGUUAUAGGACUCUUCCAAAUGGCACAUUGGAAAUCAGAAACACAAAGUUACAAGAUCAGGGUGCCUAUGUGUGUGUUGCAAGCAACGUCAUUGGACGAGAUGAGAAAGAGGUGCAACUAGAGGUCAAAGAGCCCAUUAAAAUCAUCCGCGCUCCACACAAUACUGUAGUCAUAAGAGGGAGUCUGGCUCGCUUUGACUGCAAGAUUAAAUUUGACACGUCUCUUGAUGUCACCGUGACUUGGCUUAAAGACAAGAAGUUCUUGAUCUUAGGAAGAAGGAUGACAAAGGAUGAGGAAUCUCUGAGCAUUGCUGAUGUGUACAGAAGAGAUGAAGGCGUCUACACAUGCAGGGUUAAAAGUGAACUGGAGGAGGUCACAACUUCUGCUAAACUCACUGUGAUGGACCGUCCAGACCCCCCAACUGACCUAGAGAUAUCAGACCCAUCCGAAAGGAGCGUUAGACUCACAUGGACACCAGGACUGAGCAACCACAGUCCUAUUAAAGAGUACCUGAUUCAGUACACCGAAAAUCUCCUUGCUGACUAUUGGCUGCUGCCGAGUGGCUGGAAAAAUCUGACCAGUUAUCCAGGAAGCCUCAAUUCUGUCAUUUUACAGCUGACCCCGUUUGUAGAGUACACAUUCAGGGUCAUUGCUGUAAAUGGAAUCGGUCCCAGUAAACCCAGCUGGGCAUCUGAAUAUUACCAGACUGGUGGAGCUGUGCCUGAUGCCAUCCCAAGAAACAUCCAAGGACUGGGAUAUGGAGUGUUCAGAAAUAACAUGGAAAUCAGCUGGGAGCCACUGGAGUACAGAGAAUGGAAUGGGCCAAAACUAGGCUAUAUGGUUUGGUGGCGACGGCGGGAUUCAAGAGAGGAGUGGAAGAACUACACAACAUACUGGUGGUGCAGCACCAUCAUCUACGACACUGACACCUUCACGCCGUAUGAGAUCAAAGUUCAGGCCAUUAACUUUUUUGGUUAUGGCCCAGAAUCUCCUGUUGUUAUUGGCUACUCUGGAGAAGAUCGUCCAGUUGCUGCUCCAUCUGAGCUGAGUGUGUCAGACAUUGAAAGCACAACACUGACAGUCCACUGGGAGCCAGUGGCAAGAGCUGACAUCAUGGGGGAAAUAAAGGAGUACAAAGUGUAUUACUGGAGAGAAAGCAGUCGCCUGCCCUGGCACGUUGUGACCAGGAGGAUUAAGACCAAAAGUUUUAAAGCUAAUGGACCACGUCUGUCCGGGACUCUGACUGGUCUUGUCCCAUUUAGUAACUACAAGAUGUACAUAGUAGUGGCUAAUAACCGAUAUGAAGGGCCGCCCAGCCACAACAUUGAGUUCCAGACUCCUGAAGGAGUGCCCACCAUUCCCAGAUCAUUCAGGAUCAUGCAUCGCCACUAUGACACCCUUUACCUGGACUGGGAAGAGCCUGCAGAACCCAACGGUGUUCUCACUGGAUAUAUUCUCAAAUAUCAGUCAUUGAAUGUCAGUGUGGGAAUCCAGGUAGAAAACAUCCCUCCUAACAUCACUUACUUCUCUCUGCGGCGUCUUGACCGAUACACCCGGUACAAGUUUUCUCUGGCAGCACAAACUGAGGUUGGAGUUGGCGAGGCUUUUACAGAGGAAUCGCCCCAUUUCACAACUGAGGAAUAUACCCGGGAUCAAGUAGACAUCGUGACGCAGGGAUGGUUCAUUGGUUUGAUGUGUGCAGUUGCUCUUCUUGUCCUCAUCAUGCUCAUAGUGUUUUUCAUCAAGAGGAGCCGAGGAGGAAAGUACCCAGUACGGGACAAUAAGGACUUUGCACUGGAGCCGAUGGAUGAAAACGGAACCUUUGAUUACAGGUCUCUUGAGAGGAUAACACGAGUGUCCACCAUACCUUAUUCCAGACGUGAAGAGGAAAGUCGUCAGGGACGAAGUCAAGGUGCGAUCGAGCACAUUAACAGAAGAACCAACAGUGACGACAGCCUGAUGGAGUAUGGUGAAGGAGAAGAGAUGGAGUUUAAUGAAGACGGUUCCUUCAUCGGAGAAUAUACAGGCGUCAGUAAGAGGAACAUGGACAGGAGCCCAUAUCAUGACAGCUCUGAGCCCACAUCUCCUGUGGCCAUCUACUCUUUUGCUUAAACGCCCACAUUAUGUCACCUUUACACACUCAGACUGAGACUAUGAUCCAUUUAAUCUGUCAGACUGGCUAGAAAUGACAAUAGUAUCUGGAUGCAGCCUUUAUGAUGCAAGCUGAGGUUGCAUCGCUCAGAGAUGCAAUGUCAGACACAAUGCACUCAAUGGAGUUUAGUGACGCAUAGUGACAUCACUGAUGAUUAGGGGUGUGGUUAGGUGAACAGAUUAAAAAGCAUUGGAUGAAGCUCAGAUUGCAUCUGCACCGAGUUUGCAGCCAGAUCCCUCUCGGAAAUAAGGUAAUUUAAAGAAACACACUGCUUAUUUUGGAAAUAGGCUCAUUUUACAUUUGAGCCUUACCGCUAGAGUAAAACAGUUGUGUUUCACCAUUUUUUCAUCCAUUCAACCGAUCUCUAAGUCUGGCAAAUGCACUUUUAGAUUAGUUUAGCUUAGCUUAGCAUAAAACAAUGAAUUGGAUUAAACCAUUAGCGUCUCGUUCAAAAAAAAAUUAACACAUUUAGAUAAAUUUCCUAUUUAAAGCUUGAUUUCUCUCUAGUUACAUCAUGUACUAAGACUAACAUAAAAUGAAAAGUUGUUCCAACGUAAUAAUCAAGGUCCUUUGCUGCCGUAACAUGGCAGCAACAAACAAAAUGGUAAAUGGCCGGCAGCUAGCUCUCUGCAACUCUCACAUGGUCGCCCACUGAAGCUAA
Molecule: messenger RNA, 4480 nt
Organism: Danio rerio (zebrafish)
Lineage: Eukaryota; Metazoa; Chordata; Actinopteri; Cypriniformes; Danionidae
Source: RefSeq, a predicted model, not a curated record